Messenger RNA from Cladocopium goreaui, 925 nucleotides. The record is from the annotation of a GenBank genome assembly. Lineage: Eukaryota; Dinophyceae; Suessiales; Symbiodiniaceae.
GACCCUGAUCUCCAGAAGCGGCUACCUCUUUUGCAGAUCAGCCGCCUGCCGAAAGACAUGCUUGGAAAGGCGGCGAGCUGCGAGCCCAGCCGCAGACGGCAUCGCUGGGUGUAGCUUGUUUUUGCCCGUUGGGCCUUUCUGUCCCUUCCGCUCGGACUUCUGGAGUGAUCCAAGCCUGCAAAGCCAGGCGGAGGAAAUGGCCAUCAAGCAGCAGCGCGAAGCAGAGCUGACGGCCAGAUUUCGGCUGGGUCAGACCCUGACGCCGGAGGAGAAGUCGGAGUUGUGCAGCUCCAUGAAAGCAUCCAGUGAGUACUGGAUCUCCAACCAGAUGCGCUUGCGCUAUGCAGAUGAUUUCCAGGCCCUUGAGAGUUUCAAGAUCACGGAGGUGAAGUUGGAACCCUUCGGAUUUUCCAUGGACACUUUGGAGGCGUUGGUGAAAUGGACGCCGGAACAGGUGUCCUGUAUGUUGGAGGGGCGGCCACCAACGCCCCCGCCUGCAGGAUUGAACAUGAUGAAGAUCCAGCAGGCGGGUCAAUCACUGCCAACGAUUAUGAGCCUGUCGGAUAUGAAGAAAUUUUCUUCCUUUGUCGCUGAAGGGAGCGAAGCACUCCAAAGUGAGUUGGUGCAGGAAGAGCUGAAGACUUUGACUACAGAGCACCAGGCUUUAAUCAGUUUAGGAAGCAACUACCGCCAGUUUGAUCCUCGCGGAAAGGAAGCCUACUUGGAUCAGAUCGCUUUGGUUCAGGAACGUUGGAAGAUCUUCAUGACCCGCUUCCAGCUGAUGGGGGAAUUGAACCCGGACUUUCUGGAAGAAUCACAAAGAUACUUGAUGCAAGUAGGGAUGACCAUCGAGCAAUUCAACAGCCUGAUCCAAGAUGUCCAUCAAAGAAUGAGAGAAGAUGCGCAAAAAGAAGCGUUGCGAUAG